Messenger RNA from Gastrolobium bilobum, 953 nucleotides. RefSeq lists its product as uncharacterized. The coding region runs from base 106 to 606 and encodes 166 amino acids. NCBI's taxonomy places the organism in Eukaryota, Viridiplantae, Streptophyta, Magnoliopsida, Fabales, Fabaceae. The record is from RefSeq and is a predicted model, not a curated record. The transcript is spliced from 6 exons.
UCACUCACCAGUAGCAAACUACAUAUAUGACAGUACUGUAAUUCCUACAUACUUUCGUUUCAGUAAUUGUUGCAUUUUUGCGGGAAGGAAUAUUGGAAAGCAACCAUGGAUGUUGAUUCACAGCCAACUAUGGAUGAAACAAUUUUGGUUGGUGAUGAUCUAAUGAUGGGUCCUCCAUCACCUACAGUACCACCAGAAAUUGCCUCCCAUGUGCUUCAUGGUGUUGAUUUGUGUGAUGGAAUUCUCAGAAAUAUGUUUUUGUGCUUGCAAAUCAAUGACAUUGAACCAUUCUGUCAAGAUGAGAUUGCUCUGUAUAAACAAUGUGCUGAAAGAAGGAAAAACAAAUUGCAGGACAAGGAGAUAAGGAAGCGGCUUGAAGAUAGUGAAUUUAAAUUGGGUUCAUCAAUGCCUUUAAAUGAAGCCAAGGAUAGGGCUUCCCAGCUUGAGGCAGAAGUUACAUCAUUGGAGAGGCGCCUGAUUCUUGCUAGUGGAGUUGAGGGCAUGGAAGGUUUCCGCCAAAGAUGGAGCUUGCAUGGCCGCCUUACUGAUUCCAAAAAAAGGUUGCAGUUCUUGAAGCAAGGCAUAGAUAACAGAAAUAGAGGAUGAGUCAAUUGGGGGAUCAGCUACGCAAAGUUAGUUCUCGAGGUGCUGGUUGACCGUCAGGGUUUGCACCUGGUUAUGUGCCCCCUCCCAGUUGUGAUAACUUUCUUGUAGUGAUAAAUUUGUUACAUUAUUUAGAGGGAUCUUAGAAUAGUAUUAUAAAUAUUUGUUGGGGUUUAGAAAUGAAUUAUUUUAGUUUUUAAUUCAUUUAUGUUGGAGAUAAGAACUUUAAACCUCCCAAUUUCAAAAUUUCCAUCAUUUGAAAUUGAUCUUGCCUGAUGGGGAUGAGGAAAAUUUUUGCAUAGCUUUGAGAAUUAUGUAGUUGCAAAUUUUUGUGUAUACAUGUCAAGCCA